Microbotryum saponariae is the source of this 1703-nucleotide messenger RNA. NCBI's taxonomy places the organism in Eukaryota, Fungi, Basidiomycota, Microbotryomycetes, Microbotryales, Microbotryaceae. The record is from the annotation of a GenBank genome assembly.
AUGUCACUCCCUCCCACGGACAAGGGCAAAGCCAAGGAAGCUACACCCCCCACCACGCCUGCCACACCCGCCACGGCUCCGAGUGCAGAUGCGAAGGCGACGGGCAUCAUCGUCAUUGGCAUGGCAGGUGCGUUCGGCCCAGCGCGGCUUGCGAAGCUCCCUCGGCGCUCCUGCGCACAGGAGACCCCACCUCGCACCUACUACGCCCCUGCAUACCCACAUCAACACGUGCUCAUCCUUCACACUGUACCCCCACAGGCUCAGGCAAAACGACCCUUCUGCAACGUCUCAACACGUACCUGCACUCGACCUCCCGUCCGCCGUAUCUGAUCAACCUCGACCCGGCGGUCAGUCACCUCCCCUUCUCGGCCAACAUCGACAUCCGCGACACGGUCGACUACCAGAAAGUGAUGCAACAGUACAACCUCGGUCCCAAUGGGGGGAUCUUGACCGCGUUGAAUCUGUUCACGACCAAGUUCGACCAGGUGUUGGAAUUGGUCGAUAAGCGCAAGAGUUCGGUCGAGUACGUUCCCAGCCCAAUUUUUUUUUUUUUGAGCGGUCGGGAACGAUCAUCUGACUUAGUUCCUCAUCUUGUGUGCAGUUACGUCCUGCUCGAUACACCAGGCCAAAUCGAGAUCUUUACUUGGUCCGCUUCGGGAGCGAUCAUCACCGACGCGUUGGCUUCGUCCUUGCCGACCUGCGUCGCUUACAUCAUCGACACGCCGAGGACGACCAAUCCUGCGACGUUCAUGAGCAACAUGUUGUAUGCAUGUUCGUGAGUCGGCUUCAGCGAUACAAGCCCCCUAAAGCUUGGCGCCAAAAAAAAAAAAAAAAGACAUCUGACCCCCUCCUCCACUGCCCUCCCUUCCCCCCCCCCCUCAAAAAAAGGAUCCUAUACAAAACGCGCCUCCCCUUCAUCCUCGUCUUCAACAAGACCGACGUCGAACCGCACCACUUUGCGCUCGAAUGGAUGCGUGAUUUCGAAGCGUUCCAAGAAGCUCUCCUCGCUCGUCGAUCUUCCCCUAAUGGUGGGGAAGGAAGUUCGGCGGCGGAGAGUGGGGGUUAUAUGGACAGUUUGAUGAAUUCGAUGAGUUUGGUCUUGGAUGAGUUUUAUAAACAUCUAAGGGUACGUUUUUUUAUAUAUAAAAAACGAAAAAAAAAAAAAAAAAAAAAAAAAAAAAAAAAAAAAAAAGACGAAAUCCAACCAACACCUUCCCUCUCCGUUCGCGCUGGCAAUCACCCCACCCCUCACUGACACCCAAACCACACCCACGCACACACAGGCCGUCGGAGUCUCUGCGAUGACGGGUGAAGGCGUACCCGAAUUCUUCGACGCCGUUCAACGAGCUCGACAAGAAUACAUCGAAGAAUACCUACCCGAACUGAACAAGACCUUGCGUGAACGAGAGGUCGUUUCGGAGAAGGAGAAGAAGAGCUCGUUGCAGAGGUUGAUGGGCGACCUCAAACUCGGGGCGCAGGGACCUGAAGGCGCUGAGGGGUUGGGUCGGGAACUAGAGGAGGAGGAGGAGGAGGAGGAGGAGGAGGAGAGUGAGAGUGAUGAUGAUGGAGAGAUUAUUGAUCGGAGUGCGAGGACGGGUUAUUAUGAGUUGCCUGAACCGGAGAGGAAAGGGAGGAGGGGGAAUGCGUUUGGUGGUGGGGGAGGUGUGGGAGGGGAUGAUGGGACCGUUUGGCCGAGGCCGUAG